UGACUAAUAGUAAUGUUGCAACUAAAGAAGUGCAUGGUGGCAAUAAAUUAAAUUCAGAUAAACACCGUGCUACAGAAGCAAACAAUACUGACAUUGAGUUACUGGAUGAACUGAUGGAGGAAMCUUUAGUUAACAAAGAUCUUGAUGCAGCAGCAGUAAGUACAAGUAAUAACGAUGCUAGAAAUGAAGGAAUGAUUGAUGGUAACAAACCAAUAAAAGAGGAGAAUUGUGACGAAUAUUCAGGCAAUCAAAGCAUCACUGGAACARUAAAUACAAGCAACGAUGUCGAAGAACAAAGAAACUCAGCAAGCAAAAUASAAAAUCCGCAAUUGUCGAAUGAGAUCAGUGCAACUACUAACAACGGCUUGCCUACCGAGGAAGAAAGAAAAGAAAACAGUCAAAGCUGCAACAACCAGUCAUCAACUGACGCAAAUACUAAAACCACCUUUGAACAAGAAAAACAGACUAAGCAGCAUUCUCCGAAUUCCAAAAAUACAAGCAAAUCAAACGCUGCCAAACCCCCCCGUAAAAGACCAUACAAGUGCAAAGUUUGUGGAAAGACUUUUGACAGAGGACACCGCUUUGAUAGACAUGCACGCACGCAUACCAAGGGUGCAAUUACCUGUCAUGUAUGUGGGGAAGUAUUUCCUGGAAAAGCUUCUCUUUCCAAUCACAUGAAUAUUCAUUCUGGUACCAAAUCUCAUCAGUGUAAAACGUGCGGCAAAUGUUUCACCCAAGCUGGUAAUCUUCAAGUUCAUGAACGCGUCCAUACUGGAGUCAAACCAUACAAAUGUGAUAUUUGCGGAAAAAAWUUUUCUCAAAUUGGAAACUUGCGAGCGCACAUUCGCAUUCAUACCGGUGAUACGCCUUAUCAUUGCAAACUUUGCGAUGGAAAAUUUAGACAACUUAGUCAUUUAAUAAGUCAUGAAAAAAACUUUCAUAAAUUGAAGCGAUAAAGAUGAAGUUGGGAUCAACUCCUUUACGAGUGUUAAACCAAUGUAACUCAAUAUGACGGCUAUUAUAGUAUCAGUUUGAGAUGCGUUUUUAAUAAAUUAAUGGGUCGAACCCUGUACAUAUAUAAUAGAUUCAUAAUUACUAAUUAUUGCUACUGUUGGCCAUCUAAUUGAGAAUUUAAUAUUGCUUUCUUUUUUGUAUUAAUAGAGGACURCUGAUAUGUUCACACUGUCCUACAAUAAUUUUGUUAUUUUAAUUUAUAWGUACUAUACGUGACUACAAAAAGAUAAUGAAAUAAUGUAAGUCUUGCAUUUUUGUUUUUAAUAAAAGAUAUACCAAGUAUA
This is a messenger RNA of Exaiptasia diaphana, 1298 nucleotides long. Its product is annotated as zinc finger protein 888. The coding region runs from base 114 to 956 and encodes 280 amino acids. The record is from RefSeq and is a predicted model, not a curated record. Gene Ontology annotation, biological process: regulation of transcription by RNA polymerase II. The transcript has a single exon. Lineage: Eukaryota; Metazoa; Cnidaria; Anthozoa; Actiniaria; Aiptasiidae. Gene Ontology annotation, molecular function: RNA polymerase II cis-regulatory region sequence-specific DNA binding; DNA-binding transcription factor activity, RNA polymerase II-specific.